Aspergillus oryzae RIB40 is the source of this 594-nucleotide messenger RNA. RefSeq lists its product as uncharacterized. NCBI's taxonomy places the organism in Eukaryota, Fungi, Ascomycota, Eurotiomycetes, Eurotiales, Aspergillaceae. The transcript is spliced from 3 exons. The record is from RefSeq and is a predicted model, not a curated record. Bases 1 to 594 code for a protein of 197 amino acids.
AUGGCAAACACCUCUAGUGUUCUCUCUGAAGCCUUCCGCCUUCAUCAGGUAGUUCGGUGCUCACUUGCCGAAGAAGAUCCUUGUCAGGGUGGCUCACACAAAGUGCUCAAAGUUGUCUUUGGAGAUUCCGUGCAGUGGGCUGCACGCCUAUGCCAUGAUCCUAACAAUUGGAAAUAUGAGUUGCGUGCUGUUAAGAUGUUUCAACACAUCAAACAAACCCAUCCAGACAUCAGAGCACCAAGUGUGUCUUUCAAGGCAGAAAACCCUGUCCUGUAUUCAGAUCCCCCUGAUUUUAUUCCAGAGCAAAAUCCCCGGUAUUCAGCUUGGCUCACGGAGAGCUUAGACCGAGGUCUCCGACGAACUCUGACUGGAACUGCUAGAUGGGGUGAUGCCAUCGACUAUCUGAUCAUGAGGUCGAUGAUCCCCGAGUAUGCUGGAGAAUAUGACAAGUACACAGAUGUUGGCUUCGCCCAUGGAGACCUGAAUGCGUAUAAUAUCAUGAAAGAUGAUGACUUUCACUUGACAGGAGAAGAACCUCAAGGCUGCGAACUCCCAGCUGAAUGCCGUGCUUUCUUUGUAUCCCGAGCUGAAUGA